Messenger RNA from Penicillium brasilianum, 1797 nucleotides. NCBI's taxonomy places the organism in Eukaryota, Fungi, Ascomycota, Eurotiomycetes, Eurotiales, Aspergillaceae. The record is from the annotation of a GenBank genome assembly.
AUGGGUUCUAUCAAUCAUCCGGAUGCCACAGAGACACCUACAACGCGACCAGGGAAUCUGUUCGCAGAGAGGUUCUCCGAAAAUUUCCACAAAAAUUCCAACACCGGAUAUCAUGUCCCAACUACAGUCCUUGGCGCUUCUGAAAAUCGCAAGCUCAAGGUUAUCACGAUUGGGGGGGGCUUUAGUGGUGUUAUGCUGGCUUACUACCUGGAACGUGAGUUGCGGAACGUCGAGCAUGUGAUCUAUGAAAAAAACCCAGAAAUUGGAGGUACCUGGUUCAAUAAUCGCUAUCCGAAUUGUGCAUGUGAUGCUCCAAGUGCAACUUAUCAGCUAAACUUCGCACUGAAUCCAGAUUGGCCUCAAUUCAAUUCCGAUGCCAAAGCGAUCCAUGGCUAUCUUCUUGACGUGGUGGAGAAGCUCAAUCUUGGUAGAUAUUUCCGCUUCAACUCCGAAGUUAUAGCUGCCACUUUUGAAGAACACAAAGGCACCUGGAAUGUCAAGAUCCGUCAAAAAGAUGAAAAUGGAGUAUUCCACGAAAUUGAGGAUGACUGCGACCUUUUGAUAGGGGCAUAUGGUAUUCUGUCGAGAUGGAAUUUCCCAGAUAUUCCUGGAGUCGACACCUUCAAGGGCAGCAUGAUUCACACAGCUGGAUGGCCCGAUGAUUACCGGAUGGAGCAGUGGAAAGGACAACGAGUAGCCGUGAUCGGCAGCGGAGCGAGUAGCAUCCAGACUGUGCCUGGCAUGCAGCCGUACGUGGAUCAUAUGGACAUCUUUGUUCGAUCACCGGUUUGGUUCUUCAGCCCAACCCUGGAUGGAAGCGAGGUACCUGCUGGAUACGCUUAUACAGAAGAACAAAAGCGAACAUUCCGAUCCGAUCAGGACGCCUUACUUGCUCAUGCCAAAAGUGCUGAAAAUGACGUUAUGAAGAUGUUCAACAUAAUGCUCCGUUACGGAGAUGCUCAAAAGAUCGUUCGCGAGCAACUACUGGCCCGUAUGAGAAGACUCAUCAAAGAUGAUCGUCUCCUGGCCGGAUUUACUCCAUCCUUCAGCGUCGGAUGCCGCAGAAUUGCGCCAGGUGACCCCUAUAUCGAAGCUAUUCAAAAGCCCAACGUGGAUGUUCACUUUACAGGUGUUGCGAAGAUUACCGAAAACGGCAUUAUUGGCGAUGACGGGAUCCUCCGGCAGUGCGAUACGGUUAUCUGCGCAACCGGAUUCGACGUAUCUUAUCGACCAUCGUUCCCUUUGAUUGGACUGAAUGGCAUCGACCUCCGCGACAAGUGGGCUACAGUUCCUGAAGGGUAUUUCGGGCUUGCUUGCCCAGACGUUCCGAACUAUAUUGUGUUUGGAGGCCCAACCUUCCCUGUCGAAAAUGGCAGCAUAAUGGGACCCAUUUACUCAGUGACCCGCUAUGUUAUCAAAAUCAUUGAAAAGAUGCAACACGAGAACAUUAAAUACUGGGUGCCGAAGCAAACAGCAACAGAUGAAUUUAAUGAUCACGCUCAGACAUGGAUGAAUGGAAGUGUGUGGGAGGAUAACUGCAACGCCUGGUACAAAAACAAGAAAACAGGCCGAGUCACUUCUGUAUGGCCUGGGAGUGCCCUCCAUUAUAUGGAAGCGAUUAAAGAUCCACGAUUCGAAGAUUUUGAGAUUAAAUAUCACAGCCCCAAGAACAAAUAUGCCUACCUUGGCUUGGGAUUUGUCCCUGCCGAUGUGGACCCAUCCCCAUUGGCAGACCGAAGUCCUCAUCUGUCCAAAGAGUUCCUAGACCAACGCUACUAUGAUAGCUCCCAAGCAUAG